Tinamus guttatus (white-throated tinamou) is the source of this 1700-nucleotide messenger RNA. NCBI's taxonomy places the organism in Eukaryota, Metazoa, Chordata, Aves, Tinamiformes, Tinamidae. The record is from RefSeq and is a predicted model, not a curated record.
AGGAGGAGGGCGGCCGCUAAUCCCCACCUGGGCCCUUGCAGGUCAUGGAGUCCGUGGUUAAAAACUGUGGCCAAACCGUCCACGACGAGGUAGCCAAUAAACAGACUAUGGAAGAACUGAAGGAAAUACUCAAGAGGCAAGUGGAGACUAGUGUCCGUAGUAAAAUCCUGUACCUCAUCCAGGCCUGGGCUCAUGCCUUCCGCAACGAGCCCAAGUACAAGGUGGUGCAGGACACCUAUCAGAUCAUGAAGGUGGAAGGCCACGUGUUCCCGGAGUUCAAGGAGAGCGAUGCCAUGUUCGCUGCAGAGAGGGCUCCGGACUGGGUGGAUGCGGAGGAGUGUCACAGAUGUCGAGUGCAGUUUGGCGUCAUGACGCGGAAGCAUCAUUGCCGGGCCUGUGGGCAGAUCUUCUGCGGCAAGUGCUCCUCCAAGUAUUCCACUAUUCCCAAGUUUGGGAUUGAGAAGGAAGUGAGAGUCUGCGAGCCCUGUUACGAGCACCUCAACAAGAAAGCCGAGGGCAAAGCUGCUGCCACCUCCGAGCUGCCCCCCGAGUACCUGACCAGCCCUCUUUCUCAGCAGUCCCAGCUGCCUCCGAAGCGGGAUGAGACGGCUCUGCAGGAGGAGGAGGAGCUCCAGCUGGCUAUCGCCUUGUCCCAGUCGGAGGCCGAGGAGAAGGAGAGAAUGAGGCAGAAAACAACCUACUCCAUGUACCCAAAGGCUGAGCCCCCGCCCGUGACCUCGUCGGCGCCGCCGGUCAGCACGCUGUACUCCCCGCCCGUGAAUUCAUCUGCGCCGCUGGCUGAGGACAUUGACCCUGAGCUGGCUCCCUACCUGAACCGCAACUACUGGGAAAAGAAGCAGGAGGAGGUUCGCAAGAGCCCCACGCCGUCGGCCCCGCUGUCCCUUACCGAGCCCGCGGCCCAGCCCGGGGAGGCCCACGCUGCCCCGCUCAGCGUGGUUGAGCAGCAGUACCAGAACGGCGAGUCCGAAGAGAACCACGAGCAGUUCCUGAAGGCCCUGCAGAACGCGGUCACCACCUUCGUCAACCGCAUGAAGAGCAACCACAUGCGCGGCCGCAGCAUCACCAACGACUCUGCAGUCCUCUCCCUCUUUCAGUCCAUUAACAACAUGCACCCCCAGCUGCUGGAGCUGCUCAACCAGCUGGACGAGCGCAGGCUGUACUACGAGGGCCUGCAGGACAAGCUGGCCCAAAUCCGGGACGCGCGGGGGGCUCUGAACGCGCUGCGCGAGGAGCACCGGGAGAAGCUGCGCCGUGCCGCAGAGGAGGCAGAGCGCCAGCGCCAGAUCCAGCUGGCCCAGAAGCUGGAGAUCAUGCGCCAGAAGAAGCAGGAGUACCUGGAGAUGCAGCGGCAGCUGGCCAUCCAGCGGCUGCAGGAGCAGGAGAAGGAGAGGCAGCUGCGCCUGGAGCAGCAGAAGCAGACCAUCCAGAUGCGCGCCCAGAUGCCAGCCUUCUCGCUGCCCUACGCCCAGCUCCAGGCGAUGCCGGCGGCCGGCGGGGUCAUCUACCAGCCCUCUGGGCCCACCAGCUUCCCCGGCACCUUCAGCCCCGCCGGCUCGGCGGAGGGCCCGCCCCUCCCGCCGGGCGCGGGCGGCGGGCAGGUGGCUCAGCAGGGGCAGGCGGUGCCCACCACCACCCCGGCCUACUCGUCCUACCAGCCCACCCCAACGCAGGGCUACCAG